This is a messenger RNA of Pediculus humanus corporis (human body louse), 1110 nucleotides long. RefSeq names its product PHD finger protein, putative. Lineage: Eukaryota; Metazoa; Arthropoda; Insecta; Psocodea; Pediculidae. The coding region runs from base 1 to 1110 and encodes 369 amino acids. The record is from RefSeq and is a predicted model, not a curated record. The transcript has 7 exons.
AUGAUUUGCCUUUUCAGUAAGCCGGUCACGGUACAGCAAAUAGUAGAAUAUUGUUGGCCUCCCCAAUCCUGUCUUCCUCACGGCGAAAAACCCGAAUGGCUCAUGAUACAAGAACAAAUCUCGGAGUAUUUGGGUGUCAAAUCCUUCAAGAGAAAAUAUCCAUCGAUAAAAAGGAGACAAGUCGAAAUGGAAGAAAGGAAUUACUUGCAGGAAAACGGUUUCGUUUCCGAAAACAUGUGCGACAUGGGUUUGACAGCCGUUUAUUCGGCCGACAUAAUUGAAAUUAUGUACAAUGAUUUUCCUCAUAAAUUUGACGAAUAUAGAAAAUAUACGAGAGAGAAAAAAGCCAAAGAGCAAAGAGCAUUGAGAGAAAAACAGGCUGCGGAAAGAGCAGACAUGGAUCCAUUGAAAGAAGCCAUAGAAUCGGCUCAAAGUUGGAACGCGGAAUUCAAUAAACUUCGAAGGGAAAAAAGAGCUUCUUGUUUUGAUCUCCAGACGUUUACCGUACAUUUUCCAGCGAAUCGUUUUAAAAAAAUAUCAUUGGGAAAACCGGGAAAUUAUCCCGUCGCACUCAUACCCGGACAGAAUACGGAUUAUUAUAAAAAGUACACGUCAAACGAGUUGAAAUAUUUUCCGCUCAACACUGUCGUUUACGGUCCUCUGAGACCUAACGAAAGACAUUUCACGCUACGGGGAGGAUCCGACGGAAGCCAAUCGGAAAUCGACGAUUCCAGUUCUUCGGACGAAUCGAGUUCAUCUUCGAGCGAGGAAACGCAAGAUUCGGAGGAAUCGAAUUCGACAAUCGAAGACGAAGGAAAUGGAGAAAAUGUCAAGGCGGAAAAAGAAAUCAUCGAAGAAAAGGAAGUGGUCGUGAUAAAGACGAUCAAAGACACGGGGGUGAUAAAAACACCAAAGGGUAGAGGAAGAGGAAAAAUUAUGUCGACGCCGACGGUGACGUCAUCAGAGCCUAAAAAAAGAUUGGGGAGACCCCCGAAAUUGAAAUUGGCGGCCAUCAAAUUGAAAAGAGUCGACGGAGAUGAUGGUUUGAUGCACGUGAAAGAAGAAAAACCGGAUGCGGGAAUGAGGAAUGGGUUUAAAAAAAAGGAUUAA